AUGAGUGUUGGUUUGUGGGACUCUGUCGACUCGACCUUCCAGGACGACAUCCUCGCGUACGCCGGGCCGCUCACGCAGUACCUCAACGGCCGCCUCACGCUCGACAGCCCGAUCGCUGAGCGCGCCGUCAUCGCCGAGGCCUACGCCCGCGAGUGGCCCGGCGACCUCGCGUCGCUGCCCAACGCCUUUGGCAUGCGCCACGUGCGCGUGCACGCCAUGAUCCGCUCCAAGCCGAUGCGGUCGCGCUACGAGCGUCUGUACGGCCCAGUACGUCGCGAGUACCCGUUUGUCAACGCCUACGACCGCUUCGACCCGUGGCGAGAGCCGGCCGAGGACAUCCCGACGCAGACGCUCGAUGACAUUGCGCUGCGCAACUGCUGGAUCGACGACCUUGCGCCGCUCUUAGCGUACGCCGGCUCGGACCUCGGCGUCGACCUUGCCAAGCUCGCGUAUGCGCCCGCCACAUACGACGCGCUACUGGAUUACGUCGCGGGCGAAGGCUACCUUGACGUGCUGGAAGUGCUGCACGCCGCCGGGAGCAGCCAUUGUACGGCCGCGGCCAUGGACAAGGCAGCAGCGGCCGGGCACCUCGACGUCGUGACGUGGCUCCAUGCCCAUCGAACCGAAGGCUGCACGAGCGAUGCGUUCGAUGCCUCCUUGCUCCAGGGCCACGACGACGUCCUGACGUUUCUUCAAGCGCAUCGAAGUGAAGGGCACUCGCCGCACAUUGUCGAGAUCGCCGUGCGCUCGGGCAAGCUCAGCGCCGUUGAGACACUGCACCGUCUCGGGCUUGCCUUCUCGCCGGCGGCCAUGGACGUCGCCGCCGCCUGUGGCCACGACGACAUUGUGACCUUUCUGCAUAUGAAGCGUAGCGACGGGUGUAGCGUCGCGGCCAUGGACGGCGCCGCGCGCCACGGGCAUCUGCGCAUCGUUCAGUUUCUGCACACCCACCGCCACGAAGGCUGCUCGCCGGCCGCGCUCGACGGCGCUGCGUUCAACAACCAUUUGGACGUGGUCCAGUUUCUCCAUCGACACCGGCGCGAAGGCGGCACGACCCAUGGGAUGGACCGCGCGGCCCACCGCGGCCAUGCGACCAUGGUCGAGUACCUGCACCGCCACCGGAGCGAGGGCUGUACAACGCGCGCGAUCGAUUGGGCAGCGUCGUCGGGCCACCUCGAGAUCGUGGCUUUCCUGUCGCGCCAUCGAUUCGAAGGGUUUACGUACAAGGCGGUGCUGUGGGCUGCGACCAAAGGCCAUAAAGACGUCGUCCGACUCCUUGGCCGGCUGGAUGCUCCACAGUUCGACCGCGUCCGCCGGGCGAUCGCCGAAGCCAAGGUCGCGAUGCGGCACGACAAGGCGAGCUACCUCCAGGAAAUGACGGGCGUCGUCGGCGCCGACGACGAUAUCUUGCGCUUUGGCGUCCUCGUGCGGCAGCCGGACGAGGACGAUUACACGGAUUGGGAUGCCGAUCAAAUGGACGACGACUUUCGCAGUUUUGAGCACGAGCUGCGGCUCGGAGCGUAAGAAUUGCAAGUGUGUCGAGUCUUUUGUUUCAUGGGACGAUCAGGACGAGGAGGAAG
Saprolegnia parasitica CBS 223.65 is the source of this 1580-nucleotide messenger RNA. RefSeq lists its product as hypothetical. Gene Ontology annotation, molecular function: protein binding. NCBI's taxonomy places the organism in Eukaryota, Oomycota, Saprolegniomycetes, Saprolegniales, Saprolegniaceae. The coding region runs from base 1 to 1524 and encodes 507 amino acids. The transcript is spliced from 2 exons. The record is from RefSeq and is a predicted model, not a curated record.